CGCUCGUCAUCCUCCUGCCCGCCCUCCGCCAGAGAGGCUCUUCCACGACAGCCAAGGGGUGCAACAGUGAAGCUUUGUAGCAGGUGAAGUAGACAUGGCGUCGACUUGCUCCCGACAGCUCAUCCGAGCCUCUACCCGACGGCGACAUGCAUGCUUCCAACCUGCCUCCGCACGCGCACCCGUCCCCUCGCGCAACUUCUCCUCCUCACGCCCGCUCCAUGAACAACAGCACCGCAAAGAGUCUUUCCGGUCGCGGCUGGGAGCAGCCCUGGGGAAGACAAGAAUCAAGUGGGAGCCGAUACCAAUCGCCCUAGGAGUUGGCUUCUUGGGCGCAUUCCAGUUGUAUCGCAUUCAGAGAAGAGAGAAGCACACACAGACAGAGCAGGACAGGGGCGAGGAUGUGGAUCAGCACGGUCGUCCCAAGCCGCGCGAGAGGAUACGGCCUAGUGGGCCGUGGACUGUCCAGGUCAUGUCGACACUGCCGCUGAAGGCCCUCUCCCGCCUCUGGGGCAGAUUCAACGAGAUCGACAUCCCAUACUACUUCCGUGUCCCCGGUUUUAAGCUCUACUCUUUUAUCUUUGGUGUCAACCUCCACGAAGUCUCAGAACCUGACCUCCACGUCUACCCCAACCUAGCCGCCUUCUUCUACCGCACGCUCAAGCCCGGCGCCCGCCCACUUGAUCCCAACCCGAACGCCGUGCUCUCUCCCGCAGACGGCAAAGUCAUUCAAUUUGGCACCAUCGAGCACGGCGAAGUCGAGCAGGUGAAGGGAGUCACAUACAGUCUCGACGCUCUCCUCGGCUCGAACCGUCCCUCGAAAGCUGAAGACAACGUCGCCAACUCGCAGGUCCGCUCCGCCCAACACAUCAAGACCCCCAAAGACCAAGAAGACACCGUUCGCGCCGACGAAGAAUUCGCAAACGUAAAUGGCAUCUCCUACACCCUCCCCAACCUCUUCUCCGGCCCAUGGCCCAAGGACGGCAAGCCAGCAGAAAUGCCCACAGACCAGUCCACACACUCAACUCCAUCUUCUGAGGCAGAAGUCCGCGCCGACCUCGCCCUCUCUGAAUCCGCUCGCCCCUGGUGGGCGCCAGCAUCCCAGAAGACACCCACCGCUCUGUACUACUGCGUCAUCUACCUCGCGCCCGGCGACUACCACCGCUUCCACUCGCCCGUGUCAUGGGUCGUAGAAUCCCGCCGCCACUUCGCGGGCGAGCUGUACUCGGUGUCGCCCUACCUGCAGCGCACCAUGCCCGGCCUCUUCACACUGAAUGAGCGCGUCGUUCUGCUUGGGAAGUGGCGCUGGGGUUUCUUCUCCUACACACCCGUCGGCGCGACGAACGUCGGUUCCAUCAAGAUCAACUUCGACCGCGAACUGCGCACCAACUCUCUGACGACAGAUACAGCGGCCGAUCGUGCGGCAGAACAGGCUGCUGCACGUGGCGAGCCGUACUCUGGUUUUGCUGAAGCCUCGUACGGUGGUGCUAGUCAGGUUCUGGGUGGGCAUUCGCUGAAGAGGGGUGAGGAGAUGGGCGGUUUCCAACUCGGUUCUACCAUCGUGCUUGUCUUCGAGGCGCCCAAGGGCGUGCGACCCAGUCUUGACGAAGGGUACAAGGGCGAGAGGAACGGUGGAUUCGUGUGGAACAUUGAGCAGGGCAAGAAGGUCAAGGUUGGUGAGGCGCUGGGUGUUGUGCAAGAAGUCAAGCACUGAGAAGUGUUUUGACGUUACUGUUCUGGGAUAGAUACCACCUGAGUAUAUUUGUUGUAUAUUGUAAGAUACGCAGCGAUUGUCGAUAAUAUAG
Macroventuria anomochaeta is the source of this 1802-nucleotide messenger RNA. RefSeq names its product phosphatidylserine decarboxylase. Gene Ontology annotation, cellular component: mitochondrion. The transcript is spliced from 2 exons. Gene Ontology annotation, biological process: phosphatidylethanolamine biosynthetic process. The record is from RefSeq and is a predicted model, not a curated record. Lineage: Eukaryota; Fungi; Ascomycota; Dothideomycetes; Pleosporales; Didymellaceae. Bases 95 to 1711 code for a protein of 538 amino acids. Gene Ontology annotation, molecular function: phosphatidylserine decarboxylase activity.